CUACUGGGGGCGUUGUCGGCAAAACGUAGCAGACACAUACACCGGGGGAGGAAAACGGGGUGUAAAGUGCUUCGUUGUUUACCAAAUUUGCAUCGACUAACUGACCUCGACCAAUCGCGGAGAGAUGCUUACAUUUCAGGAUGGCACCGACGAAUCAUCCAACAUCUCAGACGCGGCUUCAAAGAUGCGGUCGGACACGAUCGACCUGGCUGACCAGUCCCUGCUGGUGGACAUCUCUGAUGCUCUGAGCGAAAGGGACAAGGUGAAGUUCACCGUUCACACCAAGACGACUUUAUCGGAGUUCCAGAAGCCAGAAUUUUCUGUGGUCCGGCAACAUGAGGAAUUUAUCUGGCUGCACAAUUCUUUCGAAGAAAACGAAGUGUACGGUGGGUUCAUUAUUCCUCCAGCGCCUCCAAGGCCCGACUUUGACGCGUCGCGGGAGAAGCUUCAGAAACUUGGCGAGGGCGAAGGGACCAUGACUAAAGAAGAGUUUGCGAAGAUGAAAGCGGAACUGGAAGCCGAAUACCUGGCGACAUUUAAGAAGACUGUUGCCAUGCACGAACUGUUUCUCCAGCGGCUGGCGUUGCAUCCCAUUUUCCGCACCGACAGGAACUUUCACGUCUUCCUAGAGUACGACAAAGAGUUAAGCGUUAGAGGCAAGAACAAGAAAGAGAAACUGGCCGGCCUCCUGACUACUCUGGGGAAGUCGGCGGACGACCUCUUGCUGUCGUCUACGCAGAAGGAUGUGGAUGAGUUUUUCGAGCAUGAAAGGACAUUCCUCGUGGAGUACCACACUCACGUCAAGGACGCGACGAAUAAGUCGGACAAGAUGACGCGGAGCCACAAAAACCUUUCAGAUAGUUACAUCAAGAUUUCUUCCUGCUUGACGGAAAUGGCGACGGUAGAGUCUUCUGAAUUAGAAAAAUUUCUGCCGAAAGCCUCGGAUAUCUUCGAGAAAGCUAGGAAAGUGGAAAGCAGAGUAGCGACCGACGAGGACUUGAAGCUCUCGGACACAUUGAGGUACUACAUGCGAGACACUUCGGCAGCUAAGGAUCUGUUAUAUCGCCGUUUGCGUUGCCUGGCUAACUACGAGAAUGCCAACCGUGCCCUGGAAAGAGCCCGUAACAAAAACAAAGAAGUUCAGUCUGCUGAAUCGCUGCAGCAAGAAGCGUGCGAGAAAUUUGAGAACAUCUCGAAGCAGGCCAAGCAGGAACUAACGGAUUUCAAGGCUCGACGGGUAAACAACUUCCGCAAGAACCUGGUGGAGCUCGCGGAGCUGGAGUUGAAGCAUGCUAAGGCACAAGUUCAGUUGCUGAAGAAUAGCAUAGCUUCGUUGAAGAAUGAACCAGUAAGCCAGUGACAGUAGCGGAGCACUGCCUUGUUGUCGUCGUUGCCUGGUGCUGCGAGAAAAGACCUCCAAGACACAGCAUGCCGUGCGUGCCACAGGAGGACAUGUCACCUUUCGGAUGUAUUUAUUUUGCCUCCUGUCUGCGUCGAGUUUUUUGGUGGGACACUUUUCUAUAGUGAAGCAUUUUUGAAAUAAAAAGGGAUUAUAUACUA
Molecule: messenger RNA, 1560 nt
Organism: Ornithodoros turicata
Lineage: Eukaryota; Metazoa; Arthropoda; Arachnida; Ixodida; Argasidae
Gene: Snx6
Product: sorting nexin-6-like
Exons: 14
Coding region: 125-1360 (411 amino acids)
Biological process (GO): phagosome-lysosome fusion involved in apoptotic cell clearance
Molecular function (GO): phosphatidylinositol binding
Source: RefSeq, a predicted model, not a curated record